CUAACGAUGCUUUCGGGAAACGGGGCCCUGGUCUACUUCUAUGAUGUGGAAGCCAGUGUUCAUAUCAACUCUGCUACUGGCUGCAACUUUAGUGAGCCUCUCUAUCCAUUCCUCUCUCCAUGUUUCUAUAAUUAUCGAGGCAUAAACCCUGCCCCUUGAUCAUCUCACCAGUCAAUCAAACAGACUAGGACCUUUGUUUGAUAAUAAAAUAAUCAAACGAACAAAACAAUUAAUGAUGUUUUCUGAAUGGCAAUUUUUAUGUGAGAUCUGAUAGAACUACAUAAAUGUUGUACUGCUGUCAUUUAACAAGGAUGAAUUCAUUAAGAAAAUAACCUUACUAUUAUAAAAUAUAGCCCAUGGAAAUUAUACUAUAUUUUAUAUGUUUUCUCUGGUUAUUUUUUUGGGGGGUUAUUGCUAUAAUAUUGUAAAUAGAUGCAGUUAUAACAUUUCAGGAAGAUACUAUUGUUUAUGAUAAUAAUCUUUACAUUACUAUUAGUUUAUAUUUUGGAAUCAUGAAUGACAAUGCAAUUAAUCUUUGGACACUUUUCUGGUUUCAAUAAAAAUGCUAAAAUUUGAAUCUUUACAUUCUUAGUGGAAUAGAUAUUUUCAGGGGAGUAGGUACAUUACGUUUGUAAACACAGGUUCCAUUUGUUUGGUCAAAUAAUUGAAAAACUUAAACUUGGGUGGUCCAGAUUUUAAAGAAAACACACAUAGACGCAGACACACACUCACACACCUAACUAUUACAGCCGUAUCAAAGAGAGAGGUGGGUGUAAAAACGUCCUUGUAAAAAAUAAAGUCUGGACCAAUGAGGUCCAGAUUUAGUGGGAUACUGGAGGGUCCAAGAAGAGGGGGUCUCGUCAAGGGUGGAUCAAAGCCUCCAGUUAAAGUGUCUGAAAAGGGACAUCUUGUUGUUGGAGGGAGGACCGAUGGAAAUACUGCUAGUACCAUCACAUUUUGGCAGCUUUUAAAGUGAGGCUAUACUGCAUAUGCACUGGGCAGAACUGGUCACAUCCUGUUAUGCCUCUGUAGCUGCAGACACUGACGGAUGCUCAUCCUCACCGCUGCCUGAGGAAUGUCUCAAUCCUGAUUGGAGGGCCUACAACACAAUGACAAGAGGUCAGGAUGACAAAAAGCUACCAAUUAGAAUCAGAUAAUUAUCCUUUGUAUCCUUUGAUUAAUGAUUUUGUUAUACUUUUGUGAAGGUUCAAUUAAAGUAUAAAGAUGGUUAGAACGGUUCUAGCCAGGUUAAACUGACAUUAGUUCAUCGUUUCAGAGGAUAGUUACUUUAGAGUCUGAGCUUUGUGACAGAAUCCCAAUAUUGAAGAUUUGAUGUUAAGGAAGGCCUCAAUGUGCAGUUACUGCAGCGUGCUCAUUGCUGACCCUGUCAGACUAAUCAGGUUGGCUGACGGGACAGUCCCUUUUCUCAUGUCUAGGUUUCUUCACACGGAAGAAACCCUUUAAGUCUUUAGACCUCUUUGUUUCAACAGGUAUUUUCUCUUCCUCAAAGGUACCGGAAUAGCGAAAUCAGACCCUAAAGAAGAAAGUACAACCUCUUUCAGUUAGUAAGUUAGCCUAUCUUUAGGUCUACAUUAGAACUGACAAUAUUUUUGUUUUAUUGCAUACAUAAAUCUAUUUUUGGACCUGAAUUCACUUCCUUAAUGCAGAACUGAUAACGUGACAUUGUGUCAGGUCAUUAUAGAGCUGACCCCUUCAAGACCUACAGCAGGCUUAAGGCUAUUGUUAGCCAGAAUCAUGAGGCAUUUCUAGGUGGAUGUUAGCUACACAGUGUUUUACUGGUAGUAGAUUAUAUUGGUUGCUAGAAGUGUGUGGUAAAAGUACGAUAGCUUCAGUAACGGGUACUAGAGUUAACUGCUGCAUGGUUACGAAUGUUUGUCGUCUCUGAUAGGGCCGUCGGUCAAGUUUGUCUGCCCUAGUCAAAUGACUCGGGUUCAUUAUGUUUUAUGAGGUUAAAGUCUAGGAGAUAAGCCUUAUACAACCACCGUCGUUAACGCAAUAUUAAAUCAUAAACCAUAAUAGGAAAUAUAACCUGGGCAAACAGGGAGAGGGUGUUUUUUAUAAAGACUUCGGAGAAUAUACCAGCCUCAGGCUACAUCAAGUCAACUGUAUUUGCUAGUUAGUCAUGAAUCAUCACUAACACAAACAUUUCUUUUUUUCUCAGGCUCUCUGUGAACAAACAGCAAAUUUGAAGUAGCAAACAGUUCAUGAAUGCGCACAAAGGCGCCAGUUGUUAGUGAACUGUGUGUCCGUUGGGGCGGAGUCAGGUGUUAGGGGAGGAGUCAGGUGUUAGGGGAGGAGAGCAGAGGAGAGGACGUCUUGUUAAGGAAACAAAACUUAGGGUAGAAUAUACACUACAGCUACCCGAUGUAGAAGCAGUUCUCUCUUUCAGGAGACAAAUAAAUUGCAUUUUGGAACAAAUUAAGAAACUACGAGAAGGUGAGUAAAACAAUUUUUAGAAAAGUUAAAACCUCUCUCUUCAUUACGGAACUAAAAGUAAUCCAAUUCCUCAAUGCUAAUACCUUGUCGUCUGUGUCUAGGAAUGGCCUAUGCUAACACUUCCUGGUCUGAGGAGAACUUUUCAUGUCCCAUCUGUCUGGAUGUGUUCAACAGCCCAGUUACCACACCAUGUGGACACAACUUCUGCAGAACCUGUAUUACAAAGUUCUGGGAUGAACAAGUCCGGUACAAAUGUCCUGUUUGCAACGAGCUUUUUCGUACUAGACCUGAUCUACGGGUGAAUAUUCUCUUAGUAGAGAUGGUUGAUCGGUUUGGUGUACGAGUAAAAGAGCAGCCUUGUGUUGAACCAGGAGAAGUUCCGUGUGACCUCUGUACUGGGACCCAGCUGAAGGCCGUAAAGUCCUGCAUAGUGUGUUUCACCUCUUACUGCCAAACCCACCUGGAGCCACAUCAGAGAGUAGCAGGCCUGAAGAAACAUCGGCUGGUCCAGCCUAUGGACCGUCUGGAAGACAGGAUGUGUAAGAAACACAAUCAAUUACUGGAGCUCUUCUGCAAGACUGAACAGGUGUGUGUGUGUCAGUUCUGCACAGAGGGUGACCACAGGUCCCACCCUGUUGUACCUCUAAAGGAGGAAUAUGAAGUGAAGACAGUCCAGCUGGGGAAGAUAGAGGCUGAAGUUCCGCAGAUGAUCCAGGAGAGAAAACUAAAGAUAAAGAAGAUCAAAGACACAGUAGACAUGAGCAAGAAAGACGCGGACAGAGAGAUAGCCGAUGGUGGGCAGGUCUUCACUGCUAUGAUAGGCUGUGUUGAAAAGUGCCGGGAUGAUUUCAACCAAACGGUUAAUGAGAACCUGAAAUCCACAGAGAAACAAGCUGAAGACCUCAUCAAAGAGCUGGAGCAGGAAAUAGAAGAUCUGACCAAUAGAAGCUCAGAGGUGAAGCAGCUCUCAGACACUAAAGACCAUCUCCACUUCCUCCAGGCCUUCAGAUCCCUGAAGGAUCCUCCAACCACCAGGGCCUGGAAGACGGUGGAGGUUCGUCCUCCGUCAUACGUAGGGACCUUGAGGAGAUCCCUGGAUCAGUUGGAGAAGACACUGAACAUGGAGAUGAAGAAGCGUGUGACUCUGGAUCCUGAUACCGCUCAUCCCAAGCUCCUCCUCUCUGAGGAUGGGAAAUCAGUAAAUCAUGGAGGUGUAAUGAAGAAACUCCCAAACAACAUGAAGUUGAAGAAGCUGCCUGACCUGAAACCAGGUGUUAAGAGGUAUGCUUGUGAACUCACACUGGACCCGAACACAGCCCACAGACAUCUCUCUCUGUCUAAGGACAACAGAAGGGUGAUGCAGCUUGGAAUAACACAGAGGUAUCCUGACCACCCACAAAGAUUUGACUACCAUAGACAGGUGUUGUGUAGAGAGGGAAUGACUGGCCGCUGUUACUGGGAGGUAGAGUGGGAAGGAGUGGUGGCUAUAGGAGUGACAUACAGACGAAUGCAUAGGAGAGGAAUGUACGCUGACAGUCAGCUUGGAUGGAAUAUACAUUCGUGGUGUCUUCAUUGUGAUGAUGGUUAUGAUGAUUGUUUUGGUGGAGAUAAUUGCUCUGCCUGGUACAACGGUAGUGUCACAGUAUUGCCUCCCCCCCCCUAUCACUUUAACAGGAUAGGAGUGUAUCUGCACCAAUCUGCUGGCAUUCUGUCCUUCUACGGUGUGUCCCCAGAUGUAGGAGGGUCCUCAGCAAAACGGACACACAUCCACACCUUCCAUUCCACAUUCACUCACGACCUCUACCCUGGGUUUCUGUUAUGUGAUUCUCGUUCCAAAGUGUCGUUGUGUCAGUUAUAGUCUCUCUCUCUCACUCCCUCCCUCAUUUAGUGCAUGGCAGGAUGGUCUCUACAGAGUGAGGGACUGUUGUAUCAUUUGUGUGGUAAAAAUCUAUAGUCAUGUUGUGUGGCUCUAUGGAGGGUAUUUGUGGCCAGCCAGCGAUCGCGAGGCAGCAUUUCUAUUUGGUCACAAUGACAGAGUUGACCAAAUCACACCGAAGCACUGUACAGUCCAAAACAUGGGUGGAGUGAUAAAUGUAUACUAUUUUUGAAACAAAGAAAAAAGUAAAAAGCCAGAUGGGGGUUGAGGGAAAAGGGGUCUUCUCUGAGAUCUACAGGUUGAAGAACUGGAUGAUGAGGAUGAAGGUGAAGAUAAAGGUGAAAAGGAAAUCUGCAUUCUAGUUAAUUCUUAUGGCCGUGAAUAACCAUUCAAGAAGCAGACAGAAAAUAGGUUUGAAAAAUAAUGUGUAUUCCUCAAAAAAAUAUAUAAAUGUAUCCACAAAAAGCAUUGUAGCAUUGUAACCUGAUAGCAGGGCUGCUCUCUGCCUAUUCAUGGUGAUGACAUGAUUUUUAUUUCUUGUUAAAAUCCUGUAUAUAAUUUAAUUUU
Messenger RNA from Gadus morhua (Atlantic cod), 4900 nucleotides. Its product is annotated as tripartite motif-containing protein 16. The transcript has 2 exons. Gene Ontology annotation, molecular function: zinc ion binding; protein binding. NCBI's taxonomy places the organism in Eukaryota, Metazoa, Chordata, Actinopteri, Gadiformes, Gadidae. The coding region runs from base 2531 to 4315 and encodes 594 amino acids. The record is from RefSeq and is a predicted model, not a curated record.